Homo sapiens (human) is the source of this 7978-nucleotide messenger RNA. It is a transcript of the gene TRAF6, whose product is annotated as TNF receptor associated factor 6. Gene Ontology annotation, cellular component: protein-containing complex; cytoplasm; lipid droplet. Gene Ontology annotation, molecular function: identical protein binding; ubiquitin protein ligase activity; tumor necrosis factor receptor binding. Gene Ontology annotation, biological process: positive regulation of lipopolysaccharide-mediated signaling pathway; regulation of apoptotic process; osteoclast differentiation. The coding region runs from base 341 to 1909 and encodes 522 amino acids. NCBI's taxonomy places the organism in Eukaryota, Metazoa, Chordata, Mammalia, Primates, Hominidae. The transcript has 8 exons. The record is from RefSeq and is marked reviewed.
AGCAGAGAAGGCGGAAGCAGUGGCGUCCGCAGCUGGGGCUUGGCCUGCGGGCGGCCAGCGAAGGUGGCGAAGGCUCCCACUGGAUCCAGAGUUUGCCGUCCAAGCAGCCUCGUCUCGGCGCGCAGUGUCUGUGUCCGUCCUCUACCAGCGCCUUGGCUGAGCGGAGUCGUGCGGUUGGUGGGGGAGCCCUGCCCUCCUGGUUCGGCCUCCCCGCGCACUAGAACGAUCAUGAACUUCUGAAGGGACCCAGCUUUCUUUGUGUGCUCCAAGUGAUUUGCACAAAUAAUAAUAUAUAUAUUUAUUGAAGGAGAGAAUCAGAGCAAGUGAUAAUCAAGUUACUAUGAGUCUGCUAAACUGUGAAAACAGCUGUGGAUCCAGCCAGUCUGAAAGUGACUGCUGUGUGGCCAUGGCCAGCUCCUGUAGCGCUGUAACAAAAGAUGAUAGUGUGGGUGGAACUGCCAGCACGGGGAACCUCUCCAGCUCAUUUAUGGAGGAGAUCCAGGGAUAUGAUGUAGAGUUUGACCCACCCCUGGAAAGCAAGUAUGAAUGCCCCAUCUGCUUGAUGGCAUUACGAGAAGCAGUGCAAACGCCAUGCGGCCAUAGGUUCUGCAAAGCCUGCAUCAUAAAAUCAAUAAGGGAUGCAGGUCACAAAUGUCCAGUUGACAAUGAAAUACUGCUGGAAAAUCAACUAUUUCCAGACAAUUUUGCAAAACGUGAGAUUCUUUCUCUGAUGGUGAAAUGUCCAAAUGAAGGUUGUUUGCACAAGAUGGAACUGAGACAUCUUGAGGAUCAUCAAGCACAUUGUGAGUUUGCUCUUAUGGAUUGUCCCCAAUGCCAGCGUCCCUUCCAAAAAUUCCAUAUUAAUAUUCACAUUCUGAAGGAUUGUCCAAGGAGACAGGUUUCUUGUGACAACUGUGCUGCAUCAAUGGCAUUUGAAGAUAAAGAGAUCCAUGACCAGAACUGUCCUUUGGCAAAUGUCAUCUGUGAAUACUGCAAUACUAUACUCAUCAGAGAACAGAUGCCUAAUCAUUAUGAUCUAGACUGCCCUACAGCCCCAAUUCCAUGCACAUUCAGUACUUUUGGUUGCCAUGAAAAGAUGCAGAGGAAUCACUUGGCACGCCACCUACAAGAGAACACCCAGUCACACAUGAGAAUGUUGGCCCAGGCUGUUCAUAGUUUGAGCGUUAUACCCGACUCUGGGUAUAUCUCAGAGGUCCGGAAUUUCCAGGAAACUAUUCACCAGUUAGAGGGUCGCCUUGUAAGACAAGACCAUCAAAUCCGGGAGCUGACUGCUAAAAUGGAAACUCAGAGUAUGUAUGUAAGUGAGCUCAAACGAACCAUUCGAACCCUUGAGGACAAAGUUGCUGAAAUCGAAGCACAGCAGUGCAAUGGAAUUUAUAUUUGGAAGAUUGGCAACUUUGGAAUGCAUUUGAAAUGUCAAGAAGAGGAGAAACCUGUUGUGAUUCAUAGCCCUGGAUUCUACACUGGCAAACCCGGGUACAAACUGUGCAUGCGCUUGCACCUUCAGUUACCGACUGCUCAGCGCUGUGCAAACUAUAUAUCCCUUUUUGUCCACACAAUGCAAGGAGAAUAUGACAGCCACCUCCCUUGGCCCUUCCAGGGUACAAUACGCCUUACAAUUCUUGAUCAGUCUGAAGCACCUGUAAGGCAAAACCACGAAGAGAUAAUGGAUGCCAAACCAGAGCUGCUUGCUUUCCAGCGACCCACAAUCCCACGGAACCCAAAAGGUUUUGGCUAUGUAACUUUUAUGCAUCUGGAAGCCCUAAGACAAAGAACUUUCAUUAAGGAUGACACAUUAUUAGUGCGCUGUGAGGUCUCCACCCGCUUUGACAUGGGUAGCCUUCGGAGGGAGGGUUUUCAGCCACGAAGUACUGAUGCAGGGGUAUAGCUUGCCCUCACUUGCUCAAAAACAACUACCUGGAGAAAACAGUGCCUUUCCUUGCCCUGUUCUCAAUAACAUGCAAACAAACAAGCCACGGGAAAUAUGUAAUAUCUACUAGUGAGUGUUGUUAGAGAGGUCACUUACUAUUUCUUCCUGUUACAAAUGAUCUGAGGCAGUUUUUUCCUGGGAAUCCACACGUUCCAUGCUUUUUCAGAAAUGUUAGGCCUGAAGUGCCUGUGGCAUGUUGCAGCAGCUAUUUUGCCAGUUAGUAUACCUCUUUGUUGUACUUUCUUGGGCUUUUGCUCUGGUGUAUUUUAUUGUCAGAAAGUCCAGACUCAAGAGUACUAAACUUUUAAUAAUAAUGGAUUUUCCUUAAAACUUCAGUCUUUUUGUAGUAUUAUAUGUAAUAUAUUAAAAGUGAAAAUCACUACCGCCUUGUGCUAGUGCCCUCGAGAAGAGUUAUUGCUCUAGAAAGUUGAGUUCUCAUUUUUUUAACCUGUUAUAGAUUUCAGAGGAUUUGAACCAUAAUCCUUGGAAAACUUAAGUUCUCAUUCACCCCAGUUUUUCCUCCAGGUUGUUACUAAGGAUAUUCAGGGAUGAGUUUAAACCCUAAAUAUAACCUUAAUUAUUUAGUGUAAACAUGUCUGUUGAAUAAUACUUGUUUAAGUGUUCCUUCUGCCUUGCUUACUUAUUUCCUUGAGGUUACGAAGUAGCAUCUUCCCCAGAGUUUAUAAUGCUGAGAACCACGUGGAUACCAACUGCUCAUUGUUAUGCUAUGUAACCCUUUUUGUCUAUUCAGUGCAGAGUGAAUUUCACAGCUCUGCAUAUGUCUUCAUUUGUUUAAUGCUUACAAGACAGGAGAUGCACACAUACAAUCAGCAACAUAAAAAUUAAAAGUGACCCAAGUAGUCAGCGCAUGUGGCAUCUCAUUGGUGGUGACAGAAGCUAUGUGAGCCAGAAGUUUUCAGCUCUUUUGAAUACCCUCUGGUUUAUUUCGAUUAAAAAGAACAAAAUUGAUUUCCUAAAAUCAGAAUUUUUUAAAACUUGGGAGAUGAUUGGAGAUACCUAGGAGGUCACCAAACUAGGAUUAGAAGUCACAGUGGUUGUAUCACAACUUAGCUUGAGUAUGUUGCUGUAGCCUAACAACUGCAGGUUCUGAGAAGGAUCCUGUAGAAUCCUGGAAGUAACCAGAUUUUCCUAAUAGGGAGAUGAUUUUUUUGUGUGCCAUCAUGUAUUUGUUAAAGGCCUAUAUAUAGAUAUAAAAUAUCGUGGAAUCUAGUUCUCAGGGAGACCCGCAACUAGUAUAAGCUUAUAAAGGAUCUAAAGAUCCAUCCACCAUUUAAAGUUGUCUGGUAAUGAGAGAUGACAUUGUAUCCCCCAGAGAGGCCAAAUCAGAGUCGCCAGCCAGCGUUCUAGAUCAGCCUUAAUUUCAAGAGAAAGCCAAGGACCUCAUCUGCAGGGGAGUGUGGUUUUCAGCCCCAGCGAGUGUCACUUUGAACUUUCCCUUUGCUUUUUUCUCUCUUCUCCCUCCCCACCCACCCUUAGGCUCCUGAUCUGGUGAGUUUGUUAUGGAGUGAAAAUAAAAGUCAAGCAGAGACCUUGUUUCCCGUGCCACCAUUAGUACCACAAGCUCAUGGCUAGUUACCACAUUACUUCCUGGCAGUUUGUGUCCCUCAGCUGUGCCUUCCAACCAGCGCCUGAGAAUCACUGCAUACCACCCUCUAGGUAGGGAAACCUACACUGCUGCUGUUCCUGUGAUUAUUUUACAAUGAAUAAAUAAUUGUCAAGUUCCAUUUAAAAACUGAACAGUAGUAUUUUUGUAUUUGCGUAGAAAAAGCCUGAAGGAAAUAUACUAAACUUUUUGUUGGCUUAUUUUCCUUUGCGCUUGCUUAUAUUUUUUACAUUUUCUACAAUAAAUGUGUACUUUUAUCGGAGAAAAAAAUUAAAUGUUGCCACAAAACAUUUAAUCUCCACGCCCCCAGCUCAAAAAAGGAAAUGAUAUUUAAAAGCUUCCUGGUCAGAUUUCUAUUAAAAGCACUGGCUGUGCAUUAGAUACAAAGAGGAGUCAUUUCCUGCCUUGGUGAUACUAUUUUUUUCUACUAACUCAAGAGUCUUUAUUAAAAAAAAAAGUUGUUUUGCCUAAUUUCAGCUUUUAGCAAGCUUCCCAUCUGUAAAAUGAUUUGGACCAGAUAUUUCUAGAGUCCCCUCCAGCCAUAACAUUCUGUCUCAAAUUAAGUUCCAACCAGCAGAACAAUGACAAUACUUAGGAAAGUAUUUUGCCAGUAUAAAAUGUCUUUAACUUACUCUUUGCUGACACUGAUACUUUCCUCUAAUUUAGUGUCUAUCAGCUGGGUCACAUCUUAAGUAAAAUGAGCAAUUUUAACCCCCAACAUUUGGCAUUUUGUCAUAAACCAGCCAGUUAUUUUAUGCUGGUCAUUCAUCUUGACUACAAAGUAGAAUAGUCAAGCUGUCAUUCCAAAUAGAAAACUUUUUACUUCAAUCAGAAUUAAGCCUUAACCUGGAAAGUUGGUUUCUUCCUUACAUUUUCCCAAUCUCCUACUCUAUUCUUAAACAUGCUAGUUUCACUCAGUUGGGUAUACAAGCCUUUGGGCUUUAUGUUGUAUGUUACUAACCACCUUUUACCAUAUUUAUCUUUUGGCAUCAUUCUGGGACAUUGCUAAAUUAAAAAAGAAAUUGUUUCCACUUUUUUCUGGAGAUGUUCAACUAAAGGUUGUUUUGUUUUGUUUUUUGUUUUGAGACAGUCUCACCCUGACGCUCAGGCUGGAGUGCAGUGGUGCAACCUCGGCUCACUGCAACCUCCACCUCCCGGGCUCAAGCCAUUCUCCUGCCUCAGCCUCCCAAGCAGCUGGGAUUACAGGCACCCGCCACCACGCCCAGCUAAUUUUUUUGUAUUUUGAGUAGAGACCGGGUUUCACCAUAUUGGCCAGUCUCGUCUGGAACUCCUGACCUCAGAUGAUCCGCCCGCCUCAGCCUCCCAAAGUGCUGGGAUUACAGGCAUGAGCCACCACGCCCAGCGUCCAACCCACUGUUGGAUGAAACUUGCUGCACGUCAUACAUUUUGCUGUUGGCAAACAAGUCUGAAUGUUGAUUUGAAGUUUGGUAGUUUAUUACUAUCUAUUGGCAGCAAAGACUGUUUAUUGGUAUACUACAAUAUGAUUUAACUUUUAUUUUGGGGAUAAAUAGUAGAAAAAAGUGAAACAGAAUGAAGGCAGGUGUUUUUUAUUCUAAUGAUGGAAUAAUACAGAGAUACUGGACGAUCUCUAGCAGUUAAUUAUUGUGACCCAUAUAAAAUUAUACAGGUCACAGUAUAAUUCUCUAUUACCGUUUUUACACCAGUAAGUCUUAGAUAAACUAAGCAUGCUUAUGAAUUAUGUAUACAGUUAGAAUGCAUUAUUUUUACAGAGGAACAAUUGCUUGUAUGUACUAACACUGUUCUCUUGGCUUGCCUCAAGUUCUACUCAUUAUUUUAUAUAAAAUACUAUUAGGCUGGGCACGGUGGCUCACGCCUAUAAUCCCAGCACUUUGGGAGGUGGAGGCUGGCGGAUUACUUGAAGCCAGGAGUUCGAGACCAGCCUGGCCAAAAUGGUGAAACCCCAUCUCUAUAAAAAUACAAAAAUUAGCCAGGUGUCAUGAUACAUGCCUGUAAUCCCAGCUUCUUGGGAGGCUGAGGCACGGGAAUCGCUUGAACCCGGGAAGCACAGGUUGCAGUGAGCCAAGAUCAUGCCACUGCACCCCCAGCCUGGGUGACAGAGUGCAACACUGUCUCACAAAACAAAACAAAAACAUCAGAUUCUGUUUGUGAUGCCUAGUUGCUUACAACCUAAACAGUGCAAUGCCUUAAGGAAAUGAAAAGGAGCCAUAAGUAGUCAUUUAUAUUUUUAUUUUGAAGUGUGCUUUUUCUAAACUCCCAGAUUGACAUGAUGGACUGUAAGUUAGUUUCUCUGUUUCUGUCUUUGUGCCUGUAGAGUGUACUUGGCACUUACAAAUUCCCAGUAUCCAGAAAGAUGAUCUGAUGAAAUCAAAUUGGAUGGAUCUUGGCAGACUGUGACACUCAAUUACAGCCUUCACUUUCAGUCAAAAACGGACACUUGGCAAGGAGGUGCCUGGUUGUUUCACUAAAUGUCACUUGUGUGUGUAAUAUUUUAAAGCUUUUUCCCCACAGGAAAUUCGGGUCAUAAAAUCCUGAAAAAUAAUUCUAGGUGGGAAAAGCAUUUUAGGAAAUGAGAGAUGUGGUGCUGCUUUUCUUCUCUCAGAGUGCUUUCUCAGCAGGACACUAGCCCUGCCUUUAAGAUGGGGAAGUUGGGGCAUGUGCCUCUGCUCUUACUGUCUGCAGCUCUGAAGGUAGGUGCUGUCCCACUCGGACAAUCGCCCAAGCAGCAGUGACCAUAGUUCUCUUCUAUGCAAGUCCCCAGGAGAAGGUAAACUGUGUGGAAUGGGGAUGUGUUCUGGUUGCUGCUGAAUCCCCUCUUCUUACCACAGUGCCUGGCACGUUGCACACACUCAAAUACGUAAUAAUGAACAUUUAUUGAAAGCAGCAGUUGAAGCUGACCAAUUUCUGGUACCUUGUCAUGUAAAUUUUAGAUGGUAAGGCGCAGAUGUUACUUUUUUUGCUUUUUUUCUUCAGCACUUGAUGAAAUUUCCCAAACAUGCAGAAAUGUUGAAAGACUUGUAUAGUGAACAUCUACGACCUAGAAUCUGCAGUAAUAUUAUGUUACAUUUGCUUUAUCACUUGAUAGAUGUUACUUUUAAUGAGACUUCAAGUUUGGUUUCUCUAAACAAAAUAUUCUAAAAUAACUGAACAACUUUAAUCAAUUUGUCUUAAGUUCUUUGGGGGAACUUGGGACAUUUGCUUUGUAACUGGAAUUGCAGCCCUCACGUUAAGCUAAUUUUAAACUUUGCAAAUUUGUUAUGCUGAAUUUCAGUCUUAUUUAUUUUGCCUGAAGGGGUAUUUUUUGUAAUGGAUUUAUUUGAAGGUCCUUGAUAAAUUGUGCAGAAUAUUCUCGUGUUCUUUUUGCACUUGAUAAAUUAUCUAAUUUCUGUGGUGAGAAUGUAAUUUGGGGCCUAUUUUGUUUAUACAAGCUUCCAGAAUUAUGUUCUCAGAGGGAUGAAAAGGUGUAAUUUAGCAUAUAGGUCACUAAAUUAGGAGCUAAGACACAUUUUCUCCUGACUGACCAUGGGUCAAUCAGUUUUGUCUUCGUGUCCUUUUCCUUGUAAAGUAGAAACUAGAAUUUGAAAUUUAAAUAUUAAAUAAUGGGUAACAUUCAUUAAUGUAUGACUCUAUUAAGAAAGACACUGUGAAUCCAGGGAGGAUUCUCAUAAUUCUGUAAACUGUAUGACAAGCUGUGGAAUGAAAUCUGACUUUUGAAAAUUGAAAGACAUCCAGUGGUCUUAUCACAAAGCCUGCUUUUCCUCAGAACUUAACUAUUGCCAUGGAAUUUGUAAGCAGUUAUCCUAAUCCAUCUGGACUCUGAAAAUGCAUCCUUUAUGAGAGGGAGUGAAUGCAAAGAUAAGGGUGGGGAAACACUAAUCAUGAAAAGAAUGAAAAUCAGUGUUCAGUUUUAAGAGCAGGUUGUAUUGAAGGAAGGGAUUAAAGGAAUUAUCCAGAUUUGAGGUGGCACAUCUUCCACCACUCCCUGCACCAUCAGCAUGCACGGAGCGCAUAAAACAAGCCCUGCUCCUAAUGGCAGUGAAACCUCGGAUGGCCUCCAUCAGGUCAAUACAACUGAAUUGCUGGGCUGACUUAAGAUUGAAGGACUCCAUUUUAGUAAGUAGAGAAGUGUGACCUUUCUCAACCCAGGUUGUGAAUGUGGAUUCACACUUAUCUCAAAAAGGCACCUGGAGUUUUAACUUUAUGUCAUGUCUCAGUACUGGUUGCAAGGUAUGACCAAAAGUGUUCCUUGAAUGGCACCUUUUUGAAUAUUAAUUUAGAAGAAAACAUGCCAGACUGACAUACUUACCCCCUCCGCACUGUUACUACUUCCUUACCAGCCCUAUGUACUGCAUCAAUGUCUACAAGAAAGCACUCUUCAUUAAAAUGAAAUAUAUAUAUUAAAA